Pistacia vera is the source of this 2058-nucleotide messenger RNA. Its product is annotated as zinc finger CCHC domain-containing protein 7-like. The record is from RefSeq and is a predicted model, not a curated record. Gene Ontology annotation, molecular function: nucleic acid binding; zinc ion binding. Lineage: Eukaryota; Viridiplantae; Streptophyta; Magnoliopsida; Sapindales; Anacardiaceae.
AUGACAUUUCAAGGUGAGAUGCUCUUGGUUAUUCUUCACAAGAGUUUAACUGGGUAUGGGAGCAAAGAAGGAGGAACCAAAUACUUCUUAGGUUGUUCAUAUGCUUUGAUGGUGCGCAACAUGGAUAAAUUUCUCAAAAGAAAAUCAGCAAUAAACCAAUCAUCCUCAUCAGCCCAAGAAAAUAAAGCCAAUGGUAAAGAAAAUGAUCCAUUAAAGGAAAGUCGUGUAGAACUAGAAGCCAUUUUGAAAGAUCUUAUGUCUAAUCCAUCUUUACGACCUAAAAUCAAUCAUUAUCAUCCUAAUUAUAGGGAUAGUGUUGUUUUGAAAAAUUCACCUGGGAAUCUUAAAUUGAUAGCACCAGUGAUUCAAAAAGAUAUUGUGGAUGCUACAGCAAAUAAAACCACAAAGGCUAUCAUUAGUGAUCUUGGAGAUGACAUCCUUUCAGUUUUGAUUAAUAGGUCUCGUGAUGUAUCAAUUAAAGAACAAAUGGCUAUUGCCAUACGUUAUGUACAUAGAAAAGGUCAUGUGCUUGAGCGGUUUCUUGGCAUUGUACAUGUUAGUGACACGACUAUAGUAUCACUUAAGAUGGCUCUUGAGUCAUUAUUUUCUAAGCAUGGAUUGAGUUUUUCAAGAUUACAUGGACAAGGUUAUGAUGAGGCAAGUUCAUGUAAGCGUCGAGACAUGCUUCAGGAGAGCCAAGUUAGUAAACUUGUUGAAGAAGUACUAGAAAUUGGUGAAGUUAGCAAGGGACGAGGUCCAAGUAGAACCAAUGACAAGACUGUCAUUGAAGACGUGAAGAUUGAUAAUAAGAGAACUAGGGUUAGGAAAAAGAAGAAGAAGAUUGAAAUGAUGGAAAUUGGAGACCAAUCUUUCUGUCAAGACAUUGAGAAUGGUGAAGAGGCAGUUAAAGCUUCAGAUAUAUCAGAUAAUAUUGUCCUGCGAAAGCUUCUCAGCGGGGCAAGGUAUUUCGAUCCUCCAGAUAGUGGUUGGCAAACUUGCUAUAUUGUGGGUGAAGGGGCAUAUGGCUGGAACUUUUCAUUAGCUAAGCGUAAGAAACCGUGCUUUAUUUGUGGGAGGGACACUGGUGUCAAGCAAUGCUCCAAGGCGCAAGAUUGCUUUAUUUGCAAAAAAGUUGGUCACCGUGCAAAAGAUGUCCAGAAAUACAAGAGUGGCUCUCAGAAUGCUAAAGUAUGUUUGAAAUGUGAGAUUAUGGGCAUACAGGUUUCAUGCAGGAACAAUUAUUCACUUGAUGACCUCAAGGAAAUCAAAUGUUACAUUUGCAAGAGUUAUGGCCCUUGUGCUGUGUUUAACAACACUGAUAAUCGUUCAAGAGAAUUUUCUUGUUUCAAAUGCGGUCACUCUGGUCACACUGGAUUGGCAUGCAACAGGUUACGAGGUGAAACCACAGAUACUGCGUCACCUAGUUCAUGCUUCAAGUGUGGUGGAGAAGGACAUUUUGCACGUGAAUGUGUGAGUUCCGCAAAGAUUCGUAGGAAGAAUUUUGAUUCAUCAACUCCAACACUUAGACCUCAUAGAGAAAAUAAAGACUACUCAGGAUACAAAUCUGCCCCUAAUGAUCAUGGUAAGGGUCAUAAAAAGAGAAAGACCCAAAAUGAAGAUAGAGGCUUUACAACUCCACAAAAAUCAAAACACAGAGGCGGUUGGAUAACAGAGGAUCCGGGAGAACGCUCCUCCUAUAGUGAGACCAAAAGGAGUCAUUGGAAAUCUCCUGCCACACCUACUAGUAAGGGUCAUAAAAUUUCUGCUGUCACUGCGGGUGGUCAUAUUUCCAGUUCUCAGUCAUUUAAAAAUAAAUCGGUUCAUCAUCAUAGAUUUGCUGCGUCGAGGUUUGACAACUCUGGCAACAAUGGGUUUAGGAAUUAUGAUUGGUGGUAGAAGCCUACACCAUAAUUUAUCAAUUCAAUAGUUAGAGGUCCUUUUAUGGGGACACAGAGUGAAAGGUUAUUGCCUCUUGUGUUCCCCUUGUGGAUCAUUGCACCCCAUGUAAGGAUUUCUUCAACAGUUCUGAAUGAAGCUGUGUUUUUUUAUUUCUUUUUA